Molecule: messenger RNA, 2700 nt
Organism: Aphis gossypii (cotton aphid)
Lineage: Eukaryota; Metazoa; Arthropoda; Insecta; Hemiptera; Aphididae
Product: solute carrier family 46 member 3-like
Exons: 8
Coding region: 513-2021 (502 amino acids)
Biological process (GO): transmembrane transport
Cellular component (GO): membrane
Molecular function (GO): transmembrane transporter activity
Source: RefSeq, a predicted model, not a curated record
AUCAGCAUUGAGAGUAUACACGAGACUGACAAGAAUCGUUCGAUGUAUAAAUGAAGAAAAAGAAGGGGGCUUAAAGUUCUCAGAGUAUACACCGUGAGCAUUGGUGUUUCCAUUCAAACCGAUAGUAAUAAUUAAAAUACUUGAUAAGGAAAAACACCACAGCAUACCGUGUAUACGGCGCAUAGUAUUCCUAACAUAUGUACAAUUGUCAGUUAAAUAUUUCACUAUUAUUAUAGUGUAACAUUAUUUAGUUGGGUUUACUACAGUGACCGGACCACUCAUUUUUUUACGUUUAAAGCAUUUUCGCGCCAAAAAUAAAUACGAAUACUUAUCUUCCUCAACUCAGCGUUAAAAAUGAUGCGAAGCGUGUAAUUGUCAACCUAUCGUUGCCGUCAAAAAUCGAAUGCCAUCUAAGUGGAGCAAUAGUCAAUUUAAAUAAGAUCAAUAAAGCGCAUCAUCGCCCGUCCACUUCGGUCCACGACGACGACCACGUGCCGGUGUCAAUCAUCGACAUGAGCCUUCACAAGCCGGCCGCGGCCACGGUGUCGGUGUGGCGGCGGUUCUGGAGCGGCGUCACCGUCGAGCCAAUAGUCGCGUGCUACAUGACGGCGUUCACGAUGGUCACGCUCACCGUGUCCAACCUGAACAUGCAAAAGGCGUGCCGGGUGAACCUCCGGCUUCCGGACGAGACGUGCGAGGCGCUGGUGACGAAGAGCACGACCGGACAUUCGGCCGACGAGGUGGCCGUCCAGGAGCUGGUCACCGGCAUGAUGAUGUGGCAGACGUGCGCGCAAAACGUGCUGCCGUGCGUGCUCAUGCUGUUGGUGGGCGCCUGGAGCGACCGGACCCGGAAGCGCGUCCCGUGCAUGCUGUUGCCGCUUUACGGCGAACUGGCCCGGAACGUGGGCCAACUGCUGUGCGUCUUUUACUACCAGCUGCCCAUGGAGGCGGCCGGCAUCGCCGAAACGAUACCUUGGGCCCUGACUGGCGGCCAAACCCUGAUGACCAUGACCGCUUACAGUUACAUCGGAGACGCCACUUCGUUGGAACAACGAACAUUCAGAAUUGGGGCGUUGAAUGCUGUUAUGGCUGUAUCUAUGGCAAUCGGAACGUCAAUGUCCGGCAUAAUAUAUAAUAAGUUAGGAUUCUACGGUGCAUAUCUUACAACAUCUUCAUUGAUUAUAAUAGGUCUGGUAUAUGGAUUAUUGUUUGUGAAAGAUGUGACUCCAGUCACAGAAGUAGAUAAAAACAAAUCAUACCGGACGACUAUAUCAGAAUUUCUAGAUUUCACUCACAUAACCCAAUCGUUCAGUACUACUUUUAAACAACGUCCGAACAGACAAAGAAUAAGAAUCAUAAUUUUAUUAAUUAUAUUCAUGGCAAGUUCUGGCAUAAAUGCUGGUUACCAUACAGUAAUUUAUUUGUACACUCGUGUUCAAUUCAAUUGGAAUGAAUUAAAAUACAGCGUAUUUGCAUCGUAUGAAAUAAUAAUUAACAUUAUCGGUCUUUUAUUCACCUCGAUUUUGCUAAGUAAGCUAUUGAAAAUUUCCGAUGAAAUAAUAGGAAUGUUAUCAUCGAUUAGCCAAACACUGGGUGCACUAUUCUACACCUUCGCUAAAACCGAAUUGCUUUUCUAUAUUGGACCAUUAGUAUCGAUUUUAACAUGUGCAGAAAAUGUAUCUACCAAAUCACUGAUGACAAAAUUAGUACCAAAAACUGAACUCACUCAAAUAGCCGCUGUUUUUGGCAUUGCGGAAAUUAUGGUUUCAUUGGUGUUUGGACUCGGGUACAAUGGCUUAUACGAAGCCACAAUUAAUGUUCUACCCGGAGCAUUUUAUUUGAUCACCUUCAUAUUCAUCGCUCCGACUAUUGCUUUAUUCCUAUGGUUGUAUAUGAAACGAACAAAUGAAUAUGAAUACUUAAAUGAAACAAAAGAUGACGUAUUAAAAAAUCCAAAAGUUAAGCCAAAAACUUUAAGUACUUCAAAUUAUGGUACGAUUGUAGAUCCGAUACAAAACUAACAAAACUAUGCGACUGAUUUUUUAAUACAUUUAUGAAAAAACUAACAUAUUACUUAAAUAUAAUUUAUUUAACUAAUAACACGAUUAUAAUUAUGUAUUAUCAUUUGUCAUUGGUUAUAGUAUUAUAAUACCUACCUAUUAUUACACUUUUUUUUUCAUAUUUGAGAGGAUUAUGAACAAUGUAUAAAUUACGUUAUUUUUGGAAAAGUAAAAAUGUUUUGAUUUUUAAUUUUUAAGAAUUGUUCCUGGAAGCAAAAAUUCAAAAUUAAAUUUAGUUGGUACAAUUGAGAUGAAGACCAAAGAAAAAAUAUACUAAUAAUCUUAUAUACUAUGGCGUGCUCCGACCCUAUGAAUAGUUAUUUGCAAAUUGAGUGGCUGUUUCUUUGUCUUAUAGUUAUUUCGAUCAUAAAAUGCUAUACGAGUAAAAUGUACAUACCUUAUACUUACGAAAAAUAAUAAUAAUUUAAGCUGUUUAUAAAUCCUCAUUUAUAGACUUAUAGAUAAUAAAAACAAUUUUUUUCUCACAUUAACAUCAUUAUUCUUACACCCGGGAAAUUUACUAUAUUAUAUGAUAUAUAUUAUUAUAUCCAAUGUCAGCCAUAUAAUAUAUUUCCCGGGUGUAAGAAUAAUGAUAUUAAUGUGAGAAAAAAAUGGCUGACAUUGAAUUAAGUUCCGUAAA